AGAGGAUUGUUGCACGGAUCUCAUUGACAGUCACUCGUUCCCGAGAGAGAGAGAGAGAGCGAGCUUUGACGGAAGAAAGCAGUCGUUCGAGUCUGUCGACCUUUGGAGGAUUGACUGUGAGUGCGGGGAGGAAUCGACCCAACAGAUCGAUUGGGGGGUCGAAGGCGCAAACCCGACCCUGAAGCCGAGUACUUUGGGGUACUUUGGAGCAAGCGUGGCAGGAUCGCACGACACAACAGUCCUUGUCGUUUGAGAUUUAUUCGUUCACUAGCCAGACCAUGUCUGCCAACGGUACUUCGUCUCGAGAUAGCGAGACAGAGAUUGCUUCUCGAACGAGCAACCCGAAUAGUCGAACGCCCCCUUCGGCGUACCCGCCGGUGACAAACAUGUCGACAACGGCGUUGGAACACAAACUCAAAACCCUGCGUGAGCAGUCCAACCAACAUUCCCAAUUAUUGACACAAAAACUCGCGAGUUCACAGUCGGGACAGGAUUUGCUCCACAUUGGCACGAGUCUCAGUACCUUACCGCCAGAUUUGCAUUCGCUCUUGACGUCCCUGCACCCCGUGCUCAGCGCCACGGAACAACUCGAAAAGGCGACGCUUGCGAAUCUCGAAAAGCUAGUCGUGCAGGUGAACCAAAUACGAUUGGAAACUCGUCGUUCCCAACACGCACAGUCGCUGGCCGACUUGUACGCCGACCUCGUCGCCGCCGAACGUAUCGUCGCGACUCAUUCAAGACGCUCCAAAGCAGCCUCGUACGGACCCACGAAUACGAAUUCUGAAGAAGAUAUGGACAGCGAGGACGAAGUCAGCCAAGCGGCGGCUUUGGAACGCGCCGCACACGUUACACUCUGUUUAGUCGAAGAGUUGCAUUCCGCAACGGAUACCGUUUCGUCCAUGACCCAGAAAACCAAAGAACACACCGAUCCGGCAAAACAGGCUUUGCCGAGCUUACGAACACCCUUGCCACCGAAUCAGGAAGGCGCCUCGUUUUUGUUACAGCUGGCCCCGCGCAUUCGUCGGGUGGAAUCCGAAACCGUCACUUGUUUGUCGCACCAGAUGGAAAGUGUGUUACAGACGUUACAGGAACAGCAAUCCAACCACACCUACGAAAAGGGCGAUCACGAUCAGGAGGAUCGCUCGCAGGAUACGAUUUUGCUCAGGCUUGGACACUGCAUGCGAGGACUCGCUCUAUUGUCCCGCGGCAAGGAGGUGGAGAGUAUCUUUGCCCGCGUCGCGAUAAUGCCACUUAUUCGUUCCCGUGUUUCCAUGGGACGUCUCGACGAUGGUGGCGCCCGGGGGGAAUGUGCCGGUUUGCAAAGUCUCUUGGACGAAAUGAUUGCGAGUAUUGCCCGUGUUUACGGCCCCGUCUUGAACAUGGCCGAAUCCAUGUUUCGAGUAGAAGACACGCAAUGGAUGGAUGUGGACUUGCUUACCUGUGGUGUUUGGAUUCCGAUUGCGACGGCACUCAUGGCGGACGCCGGUAUUAAGAUGGCCAUCUUUUCUCCCGGUAUUGCCAGUAUCUUGCAAGCUAAUUACGUGACUUUGGAUCGUUUUCUGGCGACGUUGUCGAAGCGGCUGUUGACCGAAAUAUCCGCCACUUCAACAAAGGAGACUGAUCUUAGGUACCAGCCAUGCCUCACCCCGCAGCGAAUAGAGCAGGCACAGAAUCGAAUAUAUGCACACGCCAAGACGGCCGAGUUUUCGAAAAAAUGGAAUCUACCUAUCUACUACCAAUUGCGAUUCGGGGAAUGUUGUUCCCGUCUCAAUAAGGCCAUUGAUCAGACCCGACGAGAAGGCUGGAUUACCGACGUUUACACUGGAACCCCUGAGACUCUACUGAGAUUGCGAAACGAAUCCGGGUUUGAGCUGUCACUGUUCUUGGAGCUAGCGGAUGUACUUCUUUUCCUAUGGCGACCCAACGUUAUUUUGCAGCCUUUGACGAAUCGGUUUCUCCGAGGUGCCGUCCAGCUGAUUGGACGAACGGUUUCGUUCAUUGGUGAUAGUAUGGACGGGCAAAUCAAGUUUGGCGAGGAACUUGUGGAGGCUGAGCCGUCGUCCGCAAACGGAGAAGCGAAUGGCGGUACACCACCAAUGACUCAUCCGACUCGACGCCCGUACUGCUGGGGCGAAAGCGAACAGGAUGUUGCCGCUGUUGCGUGGGAACUGACCAUUUUAGAAUCCAUGAUUCAGCACGACUACGUGGACACCAUUUGCGGCGCCACGACUGGUGGAGAAGCCGUUUUGACGGACACGGAGGAAGGUUCUCAACUGGUUUCCGAAGUCUUGAACGAGGCGUCAGGCCAAAUCAAAACGCUUGUAGACAAAGCUUGGAACGAAUCCAUUGUGAGUAUUUUAACAACCAAAUGUUGCGGACCGCUGGCUGCCGUAAAAGGAGUGGCUGCUACGUAUCGAAUGACGAAUCGUCCACCCCCAACGCAGGCCUCUCCCUUUGUAUCGACAAUUCUAAGGCCUCUAAACGAAUUUAACAUUGAAUUUUUGAACCGCACGCCCGACAAGAUUGGUUUACGAUGGAAACAGCGCAUUGUUGUUUCUGUCUCUGAUCGGUACGCUGCGGCCGUGGAAGAGCUAAUCGCCACGGUGCAAAGGACGGAAGUCGCGCUGCAAAAUCGAGGAACAAGGCGUCGCGCGGCAGGCGGUAUGAGCGACGGGGAGAAGGUGAAACUUCAGCUUUUGCUCGAUUACCAAACCUACUGUUUGAGUGCAAAGGAUGUCGGGGUCGAACCGGACACCGUCAUCGGCAUAUCCAAGCUACGAGAUUUAACUUUGGAAGGCGAGAAACUGUUCCAUCAAAGUCAAAACGGAUCAUAGUUUACUGAAAUAGUGUUAUUUAGCUUAAGCGAAUACCAAUCUC
This is a messenger RNA of Phaeodactylum tricornutum CCAP 1055/1, 2877 nucleotides long. RefSeq lists its product with no specific name. Lineage: Eukaryota; Bacillariophyta; Bacillariophyceae; Surirellales; Neidiaceae. The transcript is spliced from 2 exons. Gene Ontology annotation, biological process: intra-Golgi vesicle-mediated transport; Golgi organization; protein transport. Gene Ontology annotation, cellular component: COG complex; membrane. The record is from RefSeq and is a predicted model, not a curated record. The coding region runs from base 279 to 2834 and encodes 851 amino acids.